CUACCGAUAUAUACCUAGUUAUCCACGUACUGCACAUUUAAUUUACAACCGGAAGGAUUCGGUUAUUUUCGCCGGCAUAUUAACUACACAACUAUCGCUUCCUCUUCACAUCUUUCUGUAACCUCUUUGAUCAUCAUAUUCUAUCCCCUCCAUAUUUCACCAUCAUGCGCCCAACUUCCUGUUCCGUUAACUUGUUACGGCAUCAUCGUGUUUUAGCAACUUUUUUUUUUUUUAACCGGGAGAACUUAAUUUUCAUCUUUUAGUAUUUUCUGUCGCCAUUACAUGGUACAAUCUACCAGAAUGUCCAGGUAGCGAGUAACCAACAUGUCCACCCAGAAGGAGGCUACGGAGACAUCAUCAUCUUCGUCUCCUUCUUUCCUGCCUCCUCCUGCGCCGCCUCCGCCUUCCCGUCACUUCGUCGGGACACGCGACGACAUCAUCAGACGCGGCCGCGUCAGCAAGCUGGUGAAUGGAUGUCGAGAUGUGCUGGUGCUGUAUCACCAGGGGACUUUCCAUGCCAUGGACCUGCGCUGUUAUCAUGCAGGUGGUGCUUUGGAGCACGGCGAUAUUGAGGAGUUCAACGGGCGCGUGUGCAUCGUGUGUCCGUGGCACAAGUACAAGAUCACGCUGGUGGAAGGCGAGGGCCUCUACCAAGCCGUGGACAACCCCACCAUCAAACCUCUAAGGACUCAAUGGCGCUCCAAGGGCAUCAAGCAGAGGGUCCACAAAGUGACGGUCGUCAACGAGGACGUCUACGUCACGCUGAACGACUCCGAAGAGGCCAUCGAGUCCGAUUACUACCAGACUGACAAAUACAGGACCAAUUUAUGCAUAAAAAAAGUCCACUGACAAGAGAACAGUGGCGUGAUUGCUAUGGACAGUAUAUAUUUUUUUUGGUGUACAGUACAUGCAAUUGAAUCAAGUCGUAGAAUUACGCGGGUAAUGAAAUGUGUGAAUCGGCGGUGCAAAAACAAGAGAAGCAAUUAAAAAAAAAAAAAAAAGUAUUUCCCGUAUAUGAAUUUAUUGUGCCUUCAUUUGAUUUCGGCACAAAACAAUCCUUCGUCAUGAAUAAUCUACGGCAAUGACAUUAAAAAGGUCACGGAGCAUGUAUAUUGUCCGGAAAUAAAUGGAGAAAUAGAUUCAAUCUGAAUAGUGUAUUUUACUAUUGAAUUAUAUAAUAUCAUUUAAUUCAUGAUUGUGUAUUUCAUUAGCUUUAUAUUUUAGUUUUUAAUGAAUACAAAUAAAAACGCAACUAAAUAAAAAUGAUUAUGUAUACAUUCAAUACAAAA
Molecule: messenger RNA, 1289 nt
Organism: Syngnathoides biaculeatus (alligator pipefish)
Lineage: Eukaryota; Metazoa; Chordata; Actinopteri; Syngnathiformes; Syngnathidae
Product: Rieske domain-containing protein
Exons: 4
Coding region: 325-849 (174 amino acids)
Molecular function (GO): 2 iron, 2 sulfur cluster binding
Source: RefSeq, a predicted model, not a curated record